Messenger RNA from Physella acuta, 896 nucleotides. Its product is annotated as calaxin. The record is from RefSeq and is a predicted model, not a curated record. NCBI's taxonomy places the organism in Eukaryota, Metazoa, Mollusca, Gastropoda, Physidae. Gene Ontology annotation, molecular function: calcium ion binding.
CGGCGCCGGCAUUUACUGUAUUGGUUUGGCGGUCUCCCGGGAAAGUUGGCUAACUUCUGCUGUGUAAGCAAGCGUUAUGUCCAGUUUCAAAAGACUUGUCGAACAGGCCGAGAAGUUAACUGCCAAGCUGCAGGAGUAUUCCGGCCUCGAGAAGCACUUGGUGGAGAAUGUCAUACACUACGCUAAACAGCUGCCAGGAGACGGAAGGGGAGAAAUUGACCAGCUGAUCUUCAUUGCACAGAUGGCGCAUCAGUUCGAGAUUUAUUCCCCGAAUUUACUGCAGUCUAUGUUUGAGAGUUGGAAGCGACCGCGGGCCACGACCAUGACGAUAGAGGAGUACAGUAAACUGAUCUGCAUGUUCCUGAGCACGAAGCCCGGCAUUAAGACAGACUUUGUCUUCAAUGUCUACGACGUCGACAGAGACGGGUGCAUCAACAGGACAGAGCUUUUCUCAUUGUUACGGAGCACUAUGGUUAUCACGGAGACAGAGUUUACAGAAGCGGACACAAACGAAUGUAUCAAAGAAUUGAUUGACCUGACCUUGAAGAUGAUGGACCAUGACUUGAGUGGCGAUAUUAACAGAAGCGAGUUUAAAGAAAGCGCGAAUAAAGAUUCAGUUUAUCUUCAAAUUUUUGGACAGUGUUUACCAUCAGACCAGACAUUAGACAGGUUCAGAAAACUACUGCUGGGCAUGACGCCACUAGAGCUGAAGGCGUAUUUCGCCGAGGAGAAGAAGAAGUCCCUGUUUAACACGAUGGCCACACUGACCCAAGACAAUGAGCUCUACCCCAUCCAGCUGGACAUCCCAUGAUGGACGGCGCGUCGAAUCUUCUAGACAAACUCUAGCUUGUGCUCGUGCACAUUACAAAAGCUACUAAAGAAAAACGAUGCUAAAG